Messenger RNA from Paramuricea clavata, 3211 nucleotides. Lineage: Eukaryota; Metazoa; Cnidaria; Anthozoa; Malacalcyonacea; Plexauridae. The record is from the annotation of a GenBank genome assembly.
CCCUGUGAUGCAGUUGUCCACUGUUCACCCCAUGUGUUCUUUUAGGCAAAUGCAUGUGCCUGCUCAAAAAUUCAAAAUCUUGCAAGCCUGUGGACACAAUGCUGAAGAGACUGAAGAGCGUCAGUAGAUUUACAUGUAGGAAUUUUUCUUUAGGCGUUUAGCGCUCUCUUGUGCAUGAUAUUUUUUUCUCUCGAUUGUAUGCUGCAUGAUUUUUUUUUCUUUCUCCUUGGGUUGCAGGAACUUUUUUUCUAAAUCUUCCAAUCCCCCCCGGCCCCCUCAAAAGUCAAAUGGUCCUAUAAACAAGGCUCUCCUCCUAUGCUCUCCUCGCAGGGUAGGAUCCGAAAUGUUUUAACAUGAAGUAUUGCUCCUGGUUAUAAAAUUCACCGCAGGUGUUUAUAGACGCGGGCUGCAAAACAAAAAAGUCCAAUAUAUAAUUUUUCUUUGAUCAAAAUGGUUUAAAUUUUUAAUUCAUUAUGUUUAUAGUAUGGUGUGUAAUAUUUAUAAGCCUUUUCACUGUCGCUCAGGUAAUAUAAUAUUAGUAUUGAAUUAAAUAAGAUUUGUGGCAUAGUGUACGUAUAAUCACAGUAUAAUCAAACGAUCAGUAACAUACGUAAUAAUUGUAUACAAUUGGUAUAAAAUCUUAUGGGAAAUAUCUUCAUUUUGCUACUUUAAUAAGCAAAUAUUUGUUUUAAAAACGACUAAUUUAAAAACGACUAACUUACUUAAAAACCACUUUGGUUAUUAGUCUGUCCAGAUGGCUGCCCCAAGGCUCUUGCUAAGCCCUUGGUUAUGACUGCAGGUGUAUUUUAUGAUUGACAGACCCAGUAUGGUGACGUAAGAUGUAAAUGUGUAUGUCCAAAAGAUAUGCUUGAACAUAAUGUGGUUGUCAAGUUUGUGACGGUUGACAAUUGGUAGGUCACAUCAUCAUAUAUUACUAGGGGCGGAUCUGGCCUGAUUUGUUAGAGGGGGUGGAGGUUUUCCAAAGGAGGUGCAUUACUACGGGAAUCCGGGGCAUUCUCUCCAAGAAAGUGUUGACAUUUGAAGCCCUGAAAUGCCAUUUCUCGCAUUCUGAGGAUUACGUUUAUUUGUUAUCUCGGGCAAGAAUUAAGAAAAGUGCUAUGUUAUAUGGUGACCUGCCAUAUUUGAAUAUUUUCUUGCAUAUUUGAAAAUCAAUCAUAAUGAUUUAAAAUUUUCAAUAUAAUAAGUAGUAUUCACAACUCAAAUAGGGAAUGCCAGAGUUUUGUUCAAGGAGGUGCUGGACACGACUACGGGGUUGCACACCUGCCCCUCCCUCCCCCCCCACAGAUCUGCCCCUAACAUAUACCCAGUUAUUCCUUCCCCUGACAUUAGUAAAAUCAUCUAGCAUUAGACAGAGCAACAUAGAGUAGCACAUCUUAGGGGGAUUGCAUCUUUAAGAAAAGACAAGCAUUAGAUAGUCUGGUUAAUGAGUACAAGUGCUCUCCCCUUGACAUAUAUAGUAAAAUAAUGUGGUGUUAGACAUAGUAAAAUAAUGUGGUGUCAGAAUAAGUAAAAUAAUAAAGUAGGGCGCAAUGCAACUUAAUAAGUUAAGCGCGUCUGCCCUGGCUCAGAAAUGGGAAUUGCAAUAAUAAUAUUACGCCAAUGUCUUCAGUUGAUAUUUGAUACUAAACAUUAGAGAUAUUCUAUUUUAGUACAUGUAAAAAUUUAAUCAAUUUGAAAGACACUCUUUGUCUGCGAUGCAGAUGUGAGUACGAGGCAAGAAAUACAAUGUUAAUUAAGGUAAUAAUUAAUAAAUAUAUAAUAACUCACAGAGCCUGUAUAAUCUGAAAACAUUGUUGUUUUUAAGCAAUUAUUUCUCUGUAUUUUAGGUGGUGGUGAUAUUUAUAGUGCUUGUAUUGGUAGCUCUGAUUGUCUACAUGAUAGGUUUAAAGGUGUAUUCAUUCUGGAAACCAGAAGAUUUAAGUGUAAGAUCAGAUGUAGUAAGUAUUUUGUUUUCAUUGUAUAUAGCUAGUGAGGAUGUAUAAUUAUGUUAUGUUUCUAGUUGUUAUUUCAAUUUUUGAUAACGUCAAGUAACCUGGCUUGCACCAAUGUUAUAUAUCAUAAGUUGCAGUGACUAUAUUCUAUAUUCUAUUCUACCAAAAAAGUCUAUAGGUGGCCUACAAGAAAUGUUCUAAUUCCCUAUAGAAGCCUUUUAAUUAAGGCACCUAUAUAGCUCAAUAGGCAUUCCUAUAGGUACCUAUAGAAAAUGUCCUAUAAAAACCUAGCUAGUAUAGGUUACCUAUAAGAACCUACAGGUUGCAUGCCUACAGACUUUUUUUGGUAAGGGAUAUUCUAUUGUAUUGUACGAGUACAAUUUUGGCUGAUCUUCAAACAUCAACCGUGCAUGGUUAUAAUCGCAGCCUUUCCACAUGCUAGAGAGGCAGAUCAUUGCUACAUAUGCAAUUAAAUAGUAAUACCUAAACAUGUUCACUUCUGAUACCUUUAAUACCCAUCAAUAUUUGCAGCUUCAGGAGAGACUUAUUCAAAGAUCUAGAACAUUAACACGGCUCGAUAGCACAGUGUCAAAAUGGAAAGAUAGCGUUGAAAAUCAAAGACGUAACGUUUACAAUCAUCACUCAAUGCUUAGCUAGAACUUUUGUAGUUUUGUAAAUAUAUAGUUUGUAAACAAUUAAAAAUUAACUCAAAUAAUUACACACGAGAAUGUAUAAACAUUACAAGUUAGAAUAAAACCAAUAUAAAACAACAAAACUUAUCCUUUGACUAAAAAUUAUUACAAAUGAUUGCAAAUGUGCUUGGACAUUUAAAACUUAGAACAAUGGUCAAACUCAAAGAUUCCAGAUAUUUAUUUCCAUGAUGUACAAGAAAACGUACAGUUUACUGUAGUUGUGCAGUGCCAGUAUGCCACACUGUAACUGACCAUUCUUUUGCUGGACCACACUCAUGUGUUCAGUGUUGCAGUUUGGACUGUUUUGCAGAUUCUACUGUUUGCAGUUUCUACCGUUUUGCAGUUUCUACUGUUUUACCCAAAAAGGCCUUGUAAAGAUACCAAUUUAAUGGAGACUUGCAUGAUCUACAGGUGCAGCUAUGGUAAAUAUUUGUACCAGAAAACAACCAACGAUAUGUGAUGCUCACCGUCUCGGCAUUGUAACUGGUCGAUAGAGAAGUGUUGUUAUAAAUUUCUUCCUGUAUCGAAUACAUGAACUGACCACCAUUACACCAUCCUACAUGAACA